Messenger RNA from Aspergillus bombycis, 1059 nucleotides. Its product is annotated as alpha/beta hydrolase. The transcript is spliced from 2 exons. The record is from RefSeq and is a predicted model, not a curated record. Lineage: Eukaryota; Fungi; Ascomycota; Eurotiomycetes; Eurotiales; Aspergillaceae. Gene Ontology annotation, molecular function: hydrolase activity. The coding region runs from base 1 to 1059 and encodes 352 amino acids.
AUGGACCAAUAUAACACGAAAGAGGAUGUCCUCAAGUUAGGCAUCGUCGACCCAGAGCUCGAAGAAAUUCUCCGGCAUAGUCCAUCCCCUUCAAUGGACCUUUCAGGACCUAUUGCGCCAGUUCGCCAGAUAGUUGCGACAAUGGAGAAGACGGCAUACGAUUCCUGUCCCAGCUUCGACGCGCAGGAAACUGUGAUUGAUAUCCCGAUGCGCGAUGGACAUCAGAGCAAUCUCCACAUCGUCAAGCCGGGCAACUCAUCUGGGGCAAACCCGGUCGUUGUUCUGAUCUUCGGCGGAGCGUUUGUCAUGGGCAGCAACAUCCAAUCCAUUGUCUGGGCCCGCACGAUCGCAGCUCUGUACGGUGCUACCGUGGUGCAGCCCACCUAUCGCUUAGCACCGGAACACAAGUUCCCGACAGCCCCAAACGACAUCUGGGACAGUGUGCAAUGGAUCGCAGCCAACGCGUCUGCGCUUGACGCCGACUUGACGAAAGGGUUUGUGCUAGGUGGCGGAUCGGCAGGCGGGAACCUUUCAAUUGUGACAGCACACCGAGCCGUGAAAGAGAAGCUCUCGCCGCCAAUCACGGGUGUUCUAGCCAAUAUCCCCGUGUGUAUGAACCAAGACACCGUGCCGGAGAAGUACAAGGAGCUUUGGGUAUCUCGGGAGCAAAACGGAUAUGCUCCUGGAAACCCCGGCUUAGAUACCAAAUCGGUUCAAGGUUACGAGGCUCUCUACCAGCAGGAUUUCCUGUCGGAGGACUUUUCGCCGUUUAACUCGAUAGUGCCCUUCUCUGCCCUUCCACGCACGUAUGUUCAGGUCGCAGGGCUGGAUGUUCUCCGCGACGACGGCAUUGUCUAUGCCAAAGUGCUGAGAGAUAAUGGCGUUGAGGUGAGGCUUGAUGCUUAUCCGGGCAUGCCACAUGGCCAUUUUAAUUUAUGGCCGCACUUGAAACAGUCAAUCAAGUCUCAAGAGGAUACUAUCUGGCAUUUUGGAUGGCUGUUGCGUCGCCAGGUGCCCAGGGAAAGGGUGGAGGAAAUUGUAGCUCAGACUCGGAAAUGA